AUGGCGCCUACUGCUACCAGCGUCCGCAACAACGACGGCAUCGCCAACUACACCAAAUUUUGGCAAAAGGACUCCAAGGAUGACUCGGCCACCGACAUGGCAAACCGCCUCUCCGAGUACACCUCGGUGGUCAACGGCUACUACGACGGUGCCACUGACCUCUACGAGUACGGCUGGGGCCAGAACUUCCACUUCGCCCGCUACUACCCCGGUGAGGCCUUCAUGCAGGCCAUCGCACGUCACGAGCACUACCUCGCCCACCAGAUGAGCCUCAAGCCCAAGAUGCGAGUGCUCGAUGUCGGUUGCGGCGUCGGUGGCCCCGCCCGUGAGAUUGCCCGUUUCGCCGACGUCAACAUUGUCGGUCUCAACAACAAUGAAUACCAGAUCCAGCGCGCUCGCAAGUACACAGAGAAGGCUGGCCUCUCCGCUCAAGUCGAAUUCGUCAAGGGCGACUUCAUGAAGCUUGCUGAGCAGUUUGGCGAGAACAGCUUCGACGCCGUCUACGCCAUCGAGGCCACCUGCCACGCACCCAACUUCGAGGGUAUCUACGGUGAGAUCCAGAAGGUUCUCAAGCCCGGAGGAAUCUUCGGUGUCUACGAGUGGUGCAUGACCGACGCCUGGGACCCGACCAACCCCGAGCACAAGCGAAUCGCCCACGGCAUCGAGAUCGGCGACGGAAUCCCCGAGAUGCGCUCCAUCGAGAAUGCCCGAAACGCGCUCAAGUCCGUUGGCUUCCAGAUCGAGCACGAGGAGGACCUUGCCGACCGUGGAGACAAGAUCCCCUGGUACUACCCCAUCGCCGGAAGCUUGAGAGACUGCCAGACCGUAUGGGACUACUUCACCGUGGCCCGUAUGACCAAGAUCGGUCGAGCCACCACCCAGACCGCCGUCAAGGUCCUCGAGACCCUCCGCCUCGUUCCUCAGGGCACUCACUCGGUCGGCGCCUCGCUCGUCACCGCUGCUGAUGCUCUCGUGGAUGGCGGUCGCACCAAGCUCUUCACCCCAAUGAUGCUUUUCGUCUGCCGCAAGCCUGCGUCAAACUGA
Sporisorium graminicola is the source of this 1044-nucleotide messenger RNA. RefSeq lists its product as uncharacterized. Gene Ontology annotation, cellular component: endoplasmic reticulum. Gene Ontology annotation, molecular function: sterol 24-C-methyltransferase activity. The transcript is spliced from 2 exons. Bases 1 to 1044 code for a protein of 347 amino acids. Lineage: Eukaryota; Fungi; Basidiomycota; Ustilaginomycetes; Ustilaginales; Ustilaginaceae. The record is from RefSeq and is a predicted model, not a curated record. Gene Ontology annotation, biological process: ergosterol biosynthetic process.